AUGUACAGGAUCAGGAAGUUCUGUAUACUGCCUUCAUGUUCGCCAUGCUCUGAUAUAAUCACCUGCGCCAUUGGCGCUUUCGCCGAGACCCUCUCUCUGACUCUGUGGAACGUCUAUUUCUCGGAUUUCAUCAUCCCAGACCACCCUGACGAUGUCAUCUUAAAUGAAGUUCGCAUCUCUCACGUUGAACGUACUGAUGACGUCGCUCUGAUCUAUUUCUCGUCCGAAGGGGCGGAAGGGCGCCCUGCAGGAAUCUGCAGCAUGCGGUGCCGAUGGCUCACCGGCACCUUUGGACGUCUCUCGCUCUCGCACCCGAAGCCCAUCUCUAUCAUAGUUAUGGCCAAAGCUGAUACUUCCCUUAUUGCUGAGUAUGAGAUUGUCCCUGACGUCGAUGUUGCGGUGUCAGAAGAGCUUCGGCACAGCCUAGACGUUCAUUCAUGCGGAAACAGAGCUCGUCAUACAACGACUGGUCUCCGCUCUUUGACAUCUAGGAUCACCACGAAUUGCCUGUUGCGAGAAUCCAUGAGUCGUACCACAUCCGAGCUUGGAGAUCUUUAA
Messenger RNA from Desarmillaria tabescens, 558 nucleotides. RefSeq lists its product as uncharacterized. The transcript is spliced from 3 exons. Bases 1 to 558 code for a protein of 185 amino acids. The record is from RefSeq and is a predicted model, not a curated record. Lineage: Eukaryota; Fungi; Basidiomycota; Agaricomycetes; Agaricales; Physalacriaceae.